This is a messenger RNA of Physella acuta, 1046 nucleotides long. RefSeq lists its product as uncharacterized. NCBI's taxonomy places the organism in Eukaryota, Metazoa, Mollusca, Gastropoda, Physidae. The record is from RefSeq and is a predicted model, not a curated record.
CAUCUAUGUUAUUAUGAUGAUUUUAUCCUGAUGUUUUAAUCAAACCUUGAAUAAAAAUGAUCAAAUUCUCAGUAGUAGUGCAGGUGUUUUUGUAUAUAAUGCGUACGCACUGGCGAAAAAGAAAUCACCGUCUGAAAAUACCUGCCUCUUCAAAGGACACUAGCCAAGUCCUUUCUCCAAAUUUUCUUCAGCAGAACAUAUGGAUUUCAGAUUUUCUAGCCUACCCAGCUAUCAUAGAGUUUUCAAGCCAUGAAAGAAGAGUCCAAACCUUUAACAGUCCUUUGUUUAUGUGGAGGAGACCACAAGUUAGUUGCCUUCGUCUGGCAGAAGAUGGUUUAUAUUUCGAUACGGAUAAGGAUGAAUGCGUGUGUUACAGAUGCCUCCAUUCCUUGCCGUUGUACUCACUACAACAGAAUAGCCCUUGGCAUGACGAAACCUGCCCCCUCACAAUUGAUCCCUGGAGUCGAGCUGUCCAUGCGAUUUCAACACAAUCUUUAUUUACUCCAUUGUAUUCUAACCGGCCUAGAGUACAACAGGCAAUGCCUGUACAUUUCUACCACACAGAAUACGGUGAUGUUGACAGAGCCGUGUUAAGGAGAAGCAGAUUGGAGUUUACGCCAGAAAUAGAUCACGCCAAUAAUCAGAUUAAUGCGGUUGAUCUUCACAUCAAGCUAAAAUCAACAGCCAAACAAAAUACUGGCAAUGAGCUGAACAAGGACGCUGGGCAUACAUCUGAACAGUCUCAACCCACUGACUACAUUUUCAUUUUAGAACAACUAGAAAAUGCAGGUAGUGCAAGAUCUGAAGAUCCAGUCAUAGAAAACCCAUGUCCUGCAGAUUACAACGGUCUCUCCGAGGCUGUUGGUGGAGCUCCGUUAGACUAUUCAGAAGCAGGUUGUCAGUUUGAUACGGAUUACUUUGGUUAUCCUGGGGGUGUUCGCGCUCCACUAGAAGAUGAAUAUGGUACAGAAGAAACCAGUCUGGAGAGGGACUGACAAACUUUAACAGAAGAAAAUAAAAAGCAUUCCAUAUAUAUAUAUAUAUAU